UGCGGUGGGAGCGGGGCGGCCUCCGGGGUCUGCGGGGGAGCGCCGCGGCCGGCUCCACCGCCGCUGCACAGCGACCCUCCUAGGCUCGUCGGUACAGGCUGUGGUGAACGCUCUUAAAAAGAGAAUGGUGCCGAUUAUGAAACGUCAGCUACAAAAGACCCCACGGCUGUGGAGAGAGCCAACUUGUUAAACAUGGCUAAGCUGAGCAUCAAAGGGCUCAUUGAGUCUGCCCUGAGCUUUGGCCGCACACUGGACUCUGAUUAUCCCCCUCUGCAACAGUUCUUUGUGGUGAUGGAACACUGUCUGAAACACGGCCUUAAAGUGAGAAAAUCAUUUCUGAGCUAUAACAAGACUAUCUGGGGCCCUCUGGAGCUGGUGGAAAAGCUGUACCCAGAAGCAGAGGAAAUCGGAGCCAGUGUCCGGGACCUGCCUGGUCUUAAGACUCCCCUGGGUCGUGCUAGAGCGUGGCUCCGAUUAGCCCUCAUGCAAAAAAAAAUGGCCGAUUACCUGCGUUGCUUAAUUAUCCAGAGGGAGCUCCUGAGUGAGUUCUAUGAGUACCACGCCCUGAUGAUGGAGGAGGAGGGGGUCGUGAUUGUCGGGCUGCUGGUUGGCCUGAACGUGAUCGACGCCAACCUGUGUGUGAAGGGGGAGGAUCUAGACUCCCAGGUUGGAGUGAUUGACUUCUCAAUGUAUUUAAAGAAUGAAGAAGAGGUCGGAAACAAAGAAAGGAAUGUUCAAAUUGCUGCCAUUUUAGACCAGAAGAAUUAUGUUGAAGAACUAAAUAGACAACUCAACAGCACAGUCAGCAGCCUCCAUUCAAGAGUCGACUCGUUGGAAAAGUCGAACACUAAGCUGAUUGAAGAGUUAGCAAUAGCAAAGAAUAACAUCAUUAAGCUCCAAGAAGAAAACCACCAGUUACGCAGUGAAAAUGAGUUGAUCUUAAUGAGAACCCGGCAGCACCUGGAGGUUACCAAAGUGGAUGUGGAAACUGAGCUUCAAACAUACAAGCAUUCCCGGCAAGGGCUAGACGAGAUGUAUAAUGAUGCCAGAAGGCAGCUUCGGGAUGAGGCACAGCUCCGACAGGAUGUGGAGAAUGAGCUGUCAGUACAAGUUGGCAUGAAGCAUGAGAUUGAGCUUGCCAUGAAGUUGUUGGAAAAAGAUAUUCAUGAGAAACAAGACACUCUCAUAGGCCUUCGGCAACAGCUGGAAGAAGUCAAAGCAAUCAACAUUGAGAUGUAUCAAAAGCUACAGGGCUCUGAAGAUGGCUUGAAAGAAAAAAAUGAAAUAAUUGCCCGACUAGAAGAAAAGACCAAUAAAAUCACCACAGCCAUGAGGCAACUGGAGCAGAGAUUGCAGCAAGCAGAGAAGGCGCAAAUGGAAGCUGAAGAUGAGGAUGAGAAAUAUGCCCAAGAGUGUCUGAGCAAAUCCGACAGUCUGCAGAGACAGAUCUCUCAGAAGGAGCAGCAGCUGAUGCAGCUGGAAACAGACCUGAAGAUUGAGAAGGAAUGGAGGCAGACUUUGCAAGAAGAUCUUCAAAAGGAGAAAGAUGUCCUAUCUCAUCUUAGACAUGAGGCCCAACAGAUCAUUAGUCUUAAAAAAGAGUUUCUUAACCUCCAGGAUGAGAAUCAGCAGUUGAAAAAAAUAUAUCACGAACAAGAACAGGCUUUGCAAGAACUUGGCAGCAAACUCUGCGAAUCCAAACUUAAAAUAGACGACAUAAAAGAAGCCAACAAAGCAUUACAGGGACUCGUCUGGCUGAAAGACAAAGAUGCAACACACUGUAAGCUUUGUGAGAAGGAGUUUUCACUCUCCAAAAGAAAGCACCACUGUAGAAACUGUGGAGAGAUUUUCUGUAAGGCCUGCUCUGACAACGAGCUGCCUUUGCCUUCUUCACCAAAGCCAGUGCGAGUCUGUGAUUCCUGUCACGCAAUGCUCAUUCAGAGAUGCUCCUCCAACGUGCCAUGACAUGGGACUCCACCCUCCUGAGAAGCAGCACCUGCAGUGAGUGUGAGCACCAUGUGUACAGCAGUGUCCAGUCGGCACUGUGCCUUUCCUCCAGCUAACACAGGUCUCUACAUUUAGGAGUUAGUAUUCCAUUCCUAUACUUACUCAGACUCUAAGAUAGCAUGUUUUAUCACUACUUGGAACAAUCAUGUAACCCUAAACGAAAGACCAGAUAGCAGAGCUAAUGCACAUUUGCCUUACUUUGUAGAGGCCUCUUGAGAACAAGGCCACAGCUUAUUUGCUUCUGAACUUCUAAGAUGGCACCUGAUGGUUGGUGCCUAGUAAUCUCUUAAUGCACUUUAAAGCUUCACAGUUCUCAGAAGACUGGAAAUGCAUUCACUUUUAUAUGCCGAUUUAACAUCCUUAUGUAAAACAAGAUUAAAGGCUGUAGUGGUGUUGGACACCUUUGAGCCCAGCCGCUGAGGUGCAGGUAGGUGGGUCUCCGAGUUCAAGGCCAGCCUGGGCUACAGAGCAAGUUCCAGGACAGCCAGGGCCAAAGAGAGAAACCCUGUGGUGUCUUGAGGGGGUGGGGAAAGAAAGAUUGAAUCAAAAUGGUUCAUUUUUGACCAUGAACUCACAGACUUCCUGUCUCAGCUCUGAAGUGCUGGGAGUAUAGGGUGCUUCCAUAGCAGCCUGUACACUCUUCAUUGUCUGGUAAGACUGUAAUUUAAUUGUAUUUAUUUGCUUCUUGUUCUCCCCUUUUCUACGAUGGAAAGGACCAAUGAUUUUAUAUGAUACUUUCCUUUUCAGUUGCCUACACCUUUCAUAUAGUGGAUUAAAGGACCAGUGUGAUCUGGCCUCCAGUUUUUUCUUCACUCUUACAUAUAACCACCAUCCUCAUCACAGAUGCUAAUUUUUGUGAAGGGUUGGCUACCAAAGGAGAAAACAUCUUUUCUGGGGAGGAGGGGACAAAGAAAGACCACAGGCUUUUAAAGAUUCUAAGCAUUAGCUGGGUGUGGUGGUGCACGCAUUUAAUCCCAGGCACUCAGGAGACUGAGGCAGGCCUGAGUCAGAAGCCAGUCUGGUGUCCAAACAAGUCCAGGACAGCCAAAGCUACACAGAGAAGCCCUAUCUCAAAAACUAAAUAAAACCCCAAAAUAUUAUUCAAAGCAUUAAAAUAAGCAUUAAGCUGCCUUUGCUAUGACAGACUUAGUUUCCCCUCCUCCAGUUCUCACAGGGGUAACUUCUAGGAAGCAUUACCUCAGUGUUUAUGCCUCCCCUACCGAAUCAAGUACUUUUAUGCCCUGGUUUCAGUGCCUCCCCUCCCCCCCAUCUGCUUGAAAACAUAAGAAACCUAAGUUACAGCUGGUUGGUGACACAAGCCUUUAAUCCCAGCACUUUGAAGGCGGCCUGGUCUACAAUGAUUCCAGGACAGCCAGGGCUACACAGAGAAACUGUCUCAGAAAACAAAAGAUUACUUCAGUCUUUUAAUCUUUUAAGUUACUUUAAUCAUGACCUUUCAGGAUCUUGAAUAUAUUUAUUUCCAGUCUUAUACUUUUAACUUUAUAAGCCUUUUAAACUAGAGAUUUAAUUGGGGGCUUUUUGUGCAGGAUCUUUUUCAUUAAGUUUUAUAAAUUACCCUAACUCCAAAUUUACCAGCUUCUUAGGUCAAGUUAUGUUAGCGCUGACAAAUUCUUAGAUGUCCCUUUUGGAAACAUCAAGUUGGAAAAAUCAAGUUGGCCUCCCAAGCAGGGGAGGACCUUGAACUGAUUCUUAACACUUUCCAGCUGCUGAGAUUACAGCUGUGUGGUCUUACUUAGUGUGUGUCACCCCCCACCCAGUUUCUCAGUGUAGCCCUGGCUGUCCUCAAACUUACAGAUACUUGCUUGCCUCUGCUUCCUGAGUCCUGGGGAUGGUCCACCCCUGGCUUUGUGCACAAUAGCCAGGUACUCUACCAGCAGAUAGCUUUACCCCCAGAUGUCAUUUGGUGAGAAGUGGCCUUGAGAUGGGCACGUUUCAAGGCUAAACUGAAUCAAUCCUUAGAACUCUAGAUCAGCCUAUGCUAUAUAAUGUAAACCUGGCAUAAAAAUUAGAAAAACAAGAAUUAUAUUCUUGAACCGUUUUGUAUUGAUGGGGAUAGACUAUUAACAUUUUUAUGAUUGCUGAAAGUGAGCAUAAAUGAAAAUUUUCUAAUACUUUAUUAAAAACUUCUGUCAUUAACAUGGGCCUUUUGGGGGCAGCAUUAACUUGAUCCCCACUAUGUCUGGGAUGAGGUUAUAGCAUGUUUGCCUAUUUUGUGUUAAGGCCCUGGGUUCUUAAUUCAUAGCACUAUACCACCAAAAAAAAAAAAAAAUCUAAUCUAAAUUUGGGAUAUCCUACCCAUUAUAAAAUGCAACUUUUAUUUUGCAAAACUUCUGUCAUUCCCUUACUUAGCCAGUAACUACCACAAAGACAAAAUCAUGGUGCCAAGGAACUGCAACUGUAAUUCUAAAUCUGUGAAUAUUUUAAAAAUAAAUACGAAUUUUAUAAAACAAA
This is a messenger RNA of Meriones unguiculatus (Mongolian gerbil), 4479 nucleotides long. RefSeq names its product RUN and FYVE domain containing 2 (gene Rufy2). The record is from RefSeq and is a predicted model, not a curated record. Lineage: Eukaryota; Metazoa; Chordata; Mammalia; Rodentia; Muridae. Gene Ontology annotation, cellular component: cytoplasm. Gene Ontology annotation, molecular function: metal ion binding. The transcript is spliced from 18 exons. Bases 193 to 1965 code for a protein of 590 amino acids.